Messenger RNA from Epinephelus fuscoguttatus (brown-marbled grouper), 1643 nucleotides. RefSeq names its product heat shock protein 14 (gene hspa14). NCBI's taxonomy places the organism in Eukaryota, Metazoa, Chordata, Actinopteri, Perciformes, Serranidae. Gene Ontology annotation, molecular function: misfolded protein binding; ATP-dependent protein folding chaperone; heat shock protein binding. Gene Ontology annotation, cellular component: ribosome; cytoplasm. The record is from RefSeq and is a predicted model, not a curated record. The coding region runs from base 49 to 1569 and encodes 506 amino acids. The transcript is spliced from 14 exons. Gene Ontology annotation, biological process: protein refolding; cellular response to unfolded protein.
GGAACACGGGCCGCAUGCGCGUGGAGCAGCCCUUUGAGUUCUGCCAGCAUGGCUGCCAUAGGGGUUCACUUCGGGUAUACCUGCGCUUGUGUGGCGAUAUUUAAGGAUGGGCGGGCUGAUGUUGUGGCUAAUGAUGCAGGAGACAGAGUGACCCCAGCUGUGGUGGGCUACAGAGACACUGAGCAGAUUGUAGGUAUAGCAGCAAAGCAAGGACGGGUCCGCAACGCUGCUAACACAGUUGUCAAAGUGAAACAAGUGCUGGGGAGAAGCUUUGAUCAUCCAGAGACACAAACUCAUAGAGCAGAGACAAAGUGUCAGGUGGUCAGCAGACAAGAGAAGCCUUAUUAUGAGAUCACAGCAGGAGAACACCCUGAGUAUAUUGCUCCAGAGGAUGUGGCAAAACUCAUCUUCCACAAAAUGAAAGAAACGGCUCAGUCAGCCCUGGGCUCGGAUGUCACUGAAGCAGUCAUCACCGUCCCCUUUGAGUUUGCACAUGCUCAGAAGAGCGCUCUGAGGGAGGCAGCUGAAGCUGCAGGCUUCCAUGUACUGAGGCUGAUCCAUGAACCUGCUGCUGCUCUGUUGGCCUAUAACAUUGGACAGGACUGUUCUUCUGGAAAGAGCCACGUCUUAGUGUAUAAGCUGGGCGGGACAUCCCUGAGUGUGACAGCGCUGCAGGUCAAUGGAGGAAUGUUCCGGGUUCUCAACACCCACACUGACCACAGCAUUGGAGGAGAGAGCUUCACCCAGGCCUUGGCCCAGCACCUAGCUGCCGAAUUCAAACGCACCUUUAAGCACGAUGUGAGCAGUAACGCUCGGGCCAUGAUGAAGCUGAUGAACGGAGCGGACAUGGCCAAACACUCUCUGUCCUCACUGGGGUCAGCCAAUUGCUUCGUUGACUCCCUGCAUGACGGCACCGACUUUGAAUGCAACAUAUCCAGAGCUCGAUUUGAGCUGCUCUGCUCCUCGCUCUUCAACAAGAGCAUCCAGCCAAUCAGAACCCUGCUAGAGGAGGCAGGACUCUCAACCAGUGACAUAAACAAGGUGGUUCUCUGCGGUGGCUCAGCCAGGAUCCCUCGCCUCCAACAGAUGAUCCGUGAUAUGUUUCCUGAUGUGGAGCUUCUCAGCUCAGCGCCUCCUGAUGAAGUCAUCGCUGUGGGAGCGGCCCUGGAAGCAGGCUUACUGGUGGGCAAAGAUGACCUUGCCCCUGAGGAGGAGUCUGUCACAGUGGAUGUUUCUGCCACUGACAUACUAGUGAAGGAGCUGGAUGAAAACGGAGCCGAGGUAUUCACUGUUCUACUUCCAUCAGGCACGCCCCUCCCUGCCCGCAGACAUCACGUCCUGAGUGGAGGGGGGGACCUGUCCUCCGUGUGUCUGGAGAUUUACCAGAGAUGUGUCACGGAGCAGCCUGAAAAACUAGCUAAGAUUGUGUUGAAGAACCUGCAGCCUAAAGAGGAGAACCACGACAUCGACACUGUGGUGACCAUGAAAAGGGAUGGCUCCGUUCAUGUUUCCUGUGUAGAACAGAUCAGUGGAAGGCCGGAGGUCAUCACCAUAGCAGCUGCAUCAUGAAGCCACCCGCACACACUGUCAGUGCAAUGUUUUUGUUUUGUUUUUCUCACUCAAUAAACAGAAUCAAAGUCAAA